AUUUGCUCGAGCAAUUAAGGGUCGUUGCUCCGUCUUCCUGUCCUUGCGUCUGUCUCUAUAUAAUCCAGAGGAUAGUUGCCAGAGGAGGGAAACAUUAGCCGUCGCGUGACGCUAUUGAGCUCUCUUUCCUUCCGUCGGCGUCCAUCCCUCUCCUCUUGUAACCCUAACCGGAGAGCGGGCAACGUCGUAUCGGAGGAAUUUCGUUAGCAGGUUCCUUUUAGUAAAAUUCACAUAGCACCUGCUGGUACAAAAUCUCCUAUGCAAUAAAUUCUAGAUGCCAAAGAUGGAGCAUAAUGAAGCCUAUAAUCAUCCUCAUGAUUAUGCUGGCUUAGUCUCGGCACCACUCAUGGUCAAUUCCACUGCUCCUGAAUUUGCAACAAGAGCUAACAACCAUCCAUCAUCUAAUUUCAUUUCAGCAUUUCCAGCCUGUUUUCCUUCAAAUGCAGGAACAACAAAUAGUUCGUAUGUUAACAUGUAUAAUGGAGGCUCUACAAGCUUUCCUCCAAAUCGAGUCCCACAUAGGCAGCCUCCUUAUAAUCAAUCUCUCAGUGGCGACGGAUGCAGUACCAGUUAUCCUCAUAUUGACAGAGUAGUCGCUUUCAAAAGAAAAAGCCCAACUAUACCUCUUGCUGCUGAAACUAAUAUUGUUAGGUAUCCCCAAAUUGGAAGUCAUAUGAAUUAUCCCUCUUACCCCGCUAGUAUAGAACCAAAUGUUCCUCCACCUCCUGAAAAUUUGUCUUGGAAUACUACUGGCAUGCCAGCCUGUUACAUGAGUGAUACGAAUCCUCCUGGUGAAGGAUCACUGAGGAAUGUGAGGAGCCGGCAUAGUGAAGACUUUCAUCCACCUGCUUGGUUCUAUGCAUCAAGAAACAUGCCGUAUUCUCUUUAUACAUCAGAUGAUGCAGUAUCAGGCUCAAGAAUGACUCAGCAGUGGAGCCAUUUUCCUGCACACAUGGUUCCCCAUGGAUGGACUCCAACUGCAGAUGCUAUGUCUUUUAGUCAUAGGUCGAACCAACCCACCACCAGAGAUAAUGCUGGCAAUGGCAUAACUGCCACAAACAGUGCUUAUCGGUCUCAUCUUGAACAAAACAGAAAUCAAAAUGCUCCCAUGCCGAUUCUCCCUUCCAUUAUAACCACUGGGCCAGUGCAAAGUGCAAGUGCCCACAAUUAUUCAUUUAUCCUUUAUAGCAAUAGGACUGUUGGAGCACCGGUAGGAGUGGAAACAGCUUCAUCUUCCAGAUCUUUAAGGCUACUUCCUAUUGUGGGGCAUACAAGCCCUGGGGUUAGUGCAAGAGGUGCACAUCAGAGGUCUCAUUUGAUGAAUCAUAGACUGAACACCCCCAAUAGAUGGGCACCUGAGUUUGCUAUGGUGGCUGAUCGGUUGGCCUUCUAUGACGCUGCAAAUCUACAUGAUCAGCACAGAGACAUGAGAUUGGAUAUAGACGGCAUGAGCUACGAGGAACUACUUGCCCUGGGAGAAAGGAUAGGAAAUGUCAAUACAGGUUUGUCAGAAGAUAGUGUCUCAAGUUGCUUGGUUAAGACGGUUCAUCGUUCUUGUGAACAAAUACAGGAUGAAGGAAAGUGUGCUAUAUGCCUGGAGGAAUACAAGGAGAACAAAACAUUGGGAAGGCUGAAGUGUGGGCAUGAGUACCAUAUUUGCUGCAUCUCGCAGUGGUUGAAAAUGAAGAACGUUUGCCCGAUCUGCAGGGUAUCUGCUUCCAGUGAUGCUUCCGAGAAGUAAUGGCUUCUUUACAAAUAAGCUCAGGGAUGUUAUUUUGUUCCUGUAAACUCCUACGGAUGUAUGUCUGUUUCACUGAAUUUGUAAAUAUGUUCUCAAAAUUCGUUGUUUCAAAUUCUAGAUAUUCGUUGUAGUAAUUCUCGGAUCAAUUAACUUGAUUUCUCAAUUCUUACAA
This is a messenger RNA of Zingiber officinale, 1913 nucleotides long. RefSeq lists its product as uncharacterized. The coding region runs from base 275 to 1741 and encodes 488 amino acids. Gene Ontology annotation, molecular function: ubiquitin protein ligase activity. The transcript has 7 exons. The record is from RefSeq and is a predicted model, not a curated record. NCBI's taxonomy places the organism in Eukaryota, Viridiplantae, Streptophyta, Magnoliopsida, Zingiberales, Zingiberaceae.